This is a messenger RNA of Priapulus caudatus, 3327 nucleotides long. Its product is annotated as BAI1-associated protein 3-like. The record is from RefSeq and is a predicted model, not a curated record. NCBI's taxonomy places the organism in Eukaryota, Metazoa, Priapulida, Priapulimorpha, Priapulimorphida, Priapulidae. The transcript has 25 exons. The coding region runs from base 239 to 2674 and encodes 811 amino acids.
CAGGGGACAAAUCAAGCCUCAAGUACAGCUGGGUACUCGGGAGGACAGAGGAAUCAGCGAAGAAGACAACUGGACUGAUGUGAAGGAGCACGAAUCGUUAAUAUGCAUCUUCAUAGAACACGAAAUCAAGAAAUUUGGGGACUUAUCGUAUAAGUGGAGUGGCGAACUACCGCAGCCAGCGCUCACCAUCCUGCAUCAGCAUGCCAUACAGGGAGACGUUACCGACGUACAGCAAGUGAUGUGUCGAUGGAAGGCGUACAGCCGAAAGCACAUGGAGCAUCCGUUCGACUACGCCUUCCUACACGGCCUUCUGCAGCAGCUGGACGCGAAGUGGGCCGCAUCGGACCUCUCCCGCGAUGAGGUAGAGGAAGAGACCCUAGACCCUCCCGCUCGCUCGAAUUGUACCGACCUUCCUUCCGUCGAGUGUGUUAGCACGCCGCCUCUAAAUAAGCAUGCUGAGGAAAGUCUGGCGGAGUCCUUCAACCUUUUCAUCGAGUUCUGUAUGAGCCUGCUGCGCAAACAGCGAGACAUAUUCCCGCCGUCAAACCGCGCCGCUUCACAUAAGCUGGAAAACCUGCUCAAAUGCCUUCAUGAAAUCCACAAUCUCAAGGUAUUCAAGAAAUGUUGUCCCUUCCAGAAGGAGCUACACACAGAGAUUACACAGAUCAUCAAGAAAGGAACGUUGGAAUGGUAUGAGAAGCAACAUGCUCUAACGAAGACAACUGUCAGGAGCGAGGAUGACGUCGUCUCUGGUCUCAUUGAACUCACCAACAUACUGAAUAGUGACAUUCAGAAGGGCCAGCAGUACUACAACACAAUAUUUGAAAGGGUGGUGGGAGUCAGCUACACGGCGGUCACAUACCGACAGUUAGAAAAGCUGCUUUCAGACGAUGUGUGCGCAGCGAUGGAGGAUGAGUUCACCGAGGAGGUGGCAGCGCCGAUUGACCAGUUAGCAAACAGCGCCGAUGUGACGAAUCUCAAGGAUGACAAUAAUCCGAUAGGAAUGCAGAUCGGCACGAAUCUGUUUGAGCUGUACCUCGCACUGCAAGAGUUUGCUCAGAUGAAGUCCUAUCUACCACACAGUGAAACAAAGAGCCUAUCGGUGUCACACUUUCACGAGUGGUUCAAGGGAGCCGUGAAUCGAUGGCUGAAAAUUGCGCAGACCAAGGCUAACAUCCGAAUAAAGAAAGCUAUCGAACUGGACAAGAAGGUCACAGUGGUUGAUCCUCAAGUGAAACAUAGCUCAUCGGCUGUAGAUACAGCUUGCUGCUUCACACAGAUACGGGAAUUUUGGAAGCAGUUAGCGUGGCCGGAUACCGCUGGCGCAUAUGUAUUCGUAACUAAAGUCCUAGAGGAUAUCUGCAACGGGGCAAUAUUCUACGCAGACGAAGUGCACAAAAAGCUGCAGGCAGCUGGUUACUAUGACGACAGCGGCGUUUUUGAUGUCACCGAGGAACUGUGCAUCACCAUAAACAACAUCGAGCAGGUUCGUCGAUCGUUAAAACCCUUGCCGGAGGACCUCCGAUUCUCGGAGAUCUACCACGCCGUAGACAAAGCGUACGGGAAGGACUCUGGCCGUCAGUGCAAGGUGGCACUGUACGGUGUGCUAAAGAGCUCUGAUGAGGACGUCAUCAACAAGAUCAAGGAGGUUAUCGAACACGUCGGUGAAAAGAUGAGACCGGACAUAGGCAAAAGCGUAUUCCAUUUGGCUUGGGCGCCGGAGUCCGUGCCUGCCGAGGACGCGAUCGAGUCGUUGUUGAGUUAUCUAGAUAACAACCUUGACACGCUGAACAAGAGCUUGUUGCGGACCAACUUUGAUCGCCUGCUAGCGGAGAUCUGGCACGUCGUGUUGGACGAGAUCAAGAAGAUGCUAGAAACCAACAUGGGGAAGAAGCCAGUUUUCUACUCGCGCUUGUACGAUGCUCUCGACAUCUUGCGCGAGUUUUUCCACGCAAACGAGAAGGGCUUACCGAUGCAGACGAUCAUGAGCAGAGAGUACGAGGCUCUGCAGGACUUGCUCAGGCUACAUAAGUCCGAGACGAAUACCCUGGUGGACAUGUUCUAUUUGGAGAAGAUCGACAUACAGAAGUGCACUGAAGACAGCCGCUUCGGGGUGUUGACUGUCAGGGUAUACUACAACUUCUCGUCCGAGGAGCUUUCGGUGGAGAUUCUGAAUGCUAAGGAUAUCAUCCCACUUGAUACCAAUGGUCUGAGCGACCCAUUUGUGAUGAUAGAGUUGGUGCCAAGUCACAACUUCCCCACCUGCCAGGUACAGCGGACGAAGAUUGUGAAGAAAUCGCUAAACCCACUCUUUGACGAAUCGUUCGGCUUUACCGUGAAUCCGGACCAGUGCAGACACGAGUCGGCGAUGGUGCAGUUCACCGUCAUGGACCACGACAUUAUGUUCGCCAACGACUUCGCCGGUGAGGCGUACUUCUCCCUAAACGGAAUCCCCGGACUGAAGGGCGAGAAGGCUGGAGGCUACUCCAAUCUGAAGCAGACUCAGCUCAUACUUACGCAGCCGAAGCCCCGAGAAAUAAUUCCUAAGCGAAAGCGAAAACCGAGCCUAGUGAGCGGACCGUUCCAAGUGCUGGAACUCAGAACCUGGGAUAAAGACGCGACCGAAUUCGUCAAGAAGAUCAAAGCACGAGAGAGCCUUGCAAUAACUAAGUGAAAGAGCAGUAACACGCGGAUACGUGGACGUCUGCGGAGGUGAAGAUCCCUAAUAUCGGGUGAACCAUAGCCGAUGGUGGCGACAAAUAAUGUAGACCGUGUUCCUAGAAUGGGGUUAUAUGGUGUCGAUGACGCUGACACUGUGCUAUGAUUUACAUGCAAGCCUUACGUAAUUUUGCACUAAAGUGAUAUCCAUUUUAUUAACAUUCCGUGAUAGCACAUUCCAUUUCAUAUAAAAAUGUCUUGGUUACUGCUAUGGGGUGUAGAUCGGUGUAACGCUACUGCUGUGAGGGGCGAACAGUGUUGCUUUGAUAUACGUGUAUUAUCUGUAGCGUAAGCACGCGCUUACAGUAUCGGAAUGACUGUAAGUAUUUCAUAAAUAUACCCCGAGUGCCACUUUGUCGUGUCCCCAUCGUCCUGAUUACUCGCUGUUUUACUGUGUAUACUAUGUGCUGAGAAACCACGGCUGCUUCGCUGGGCAUUAUGACAAUAGUUUGUUAGUAGUUCUAUGGUGACAGACAAAGAGAGCAUUGUAUGCAUAGAGAGGAAAAUGUAGAUGAAGAUCGACAGAAAGGAGGGAGUAAGGAGCAAUAGGGAGCGAUAGAGAAGGGUGGUGGGUGGAGAAAUAGGAAGAGAGAGAAAGACACAGAGGGA